AUGGCAAGUGAGGAAGAGAGUUUUCUUGUCUUAGUGCAUUGUUCUGGGAAAAUUCAAAGAAACAAAAAAUAUGGUGUGAAGUUUACUAACAGAGAAUCGUUGAGUGUAUUUAUCAGUUCAUCAAGCACUUUGUCAGAUGUAAAGAACAACAUCUUGCAUAAGCUUGGGGUAUUUGGGAGCAAGUGGGUGAAGAAGCUAUUUUACAAGAUUUCCAUCGCAGUUGUGCCGACCGGUGUUAAGUAUGAUACGUUUGUGAUAGCGGCCGAUGAAGAUAUUCGGGUUCUAUUUCACUGUGUUAGGAGUUUUUCGAAGGUCAGAAUACACGAGCUGUAUGCGAAGUUGGAGGUUGAUGUCGAUAGUUCUGGGACAUCAGCUCCAGUUCAUAGCUCGACUGCCGCGGAUGGUGCGUCUAGUUCGAUGCCUGCGGCCGGACCAUUUGUUCCGCAGGUUGCAUCCCCUUCCUUUGCAGCUGAUUUAGAUCGAACGGAGGCAGUUGUUUCUGUAUCGUUGGAGAAUCUUGGGGUCUGGCAGCAGGCAUUUGAGGUGGACACCGGUGGUAGCAUGAUUCAUUAUCUUCAAGAGUUUGGAAAACCUGAUCGACAGUACUCUCCACACUUCUCCACUCUAAACUUGGAGGCUAUUGGUCAACAGGCAGACGGAGGUGCUAUAAUUGGGGGUUCUUCUACAGAAUUUCAGAUUGGACAAUCAUUCCAUAAUAAAGAUGAAGUUGUUCUGAGUGUGAAAGACUAUAGCUUCCGUCGAGGUGUUGAGUACAGAGUCCUGGAAUCAGAUCAUCUGAAGUAUCAUGGAAAAUGCAAGGAGUUCGGCAAGGGUUGUAGUUGGUUGAUUCGCAUAUCGCUUCGUUCACGAAAGGGCACUUGGGAGGUUAGGAGAUAUAACGGUCCGCACACUUGCUUAGCCACCUCUAUUUCCAGUGAUCACCGGCAGUUUGGUUACCACGUUAUCUGUGCUAGAAUUUAUUUGUUGGUCAGGGCGGAUGCUGCGGUUACGGUAAAGGUCGCCGCAAAAUAUAUCAGGCUAGUGACCGCCGUCCAUAGCCUACGGUGCUCAUCAACAAGUAUCUCCGGAUGA
Molecule: messenger RNA, 1092 nt
Organism: Arachis duranensis
Lineage: Eukaryota; Viridiplantae; Streptophyta; Magnoliopsida; Fabales; Fabaceae
Exons: 2
Coding region: 1-1092 (363 amino acids)
Source: RefSeq, a predicted model, not a curated record